UGCUCAAGGCCUUCCAGUAUCUCCUUCCUCGUCUGGUACUUCUUUCUCGAGAACAGGAGACCCAUCUCGCGUGUCUGCAGCAGUGGCUCUUGCCAAGUCAAGUACGCCUCCCUCAACCUCUUUGUGUCAGGUUCAAAGGUCAAAUCCCUCUUUUCCAUUCCCACUCCGCGCGAGUGCUCGCGAUGUGGGCGUGGUGAAGCAACUAUUAUGGAAGAGACGGAGCAAGACGCGGUGCAAGUGGCCGGGCCGCUCUCCGUGAAGGAAGAAGAAGAGAAGAACCCGCCAUUAGAAGAAGGGGAGGAGAGAGAAGAGGGCGAGGAAGUGAAGGAGGAUGAAGUGUGUGAGGAAGAGGAGGGGGGCGGGACAGAAGAUCGCGGACCCAGUGACGUCAUAACGGUGAGGGUCCUCGCCUACAGCAAGACAGAGGAAGAUAUCUUCUACAAUAUUGAGGUCAUCGUUAACGAUGGGAAGCCCCUCCUAUUGCAUCGCCGAUACGAGGAAAUCAGAUGGGUGUACCGUCUGUUAGCAAACAACGUUGAUAUUGGUGGAAACAUUCUGCCACCGUUGCCGUUUGCGCCCACACCAGUCCCCGCCCACCUGGAACAGCUGGGAGUUCCUCAGUCCUCAAUGUUUGGAGGUCACAGUCGUCUACCAUGUCUGGAUGUAGAGAGUUUCCUCCAGUCUCUGGCAGACCAUCCCUUCUUCUCCCUCAACCACGAGGUCCACACCUUUCUCACCUCACCCCAGCUUCCUCCCCGAGACCCUCUCCCCUCCCCCUCUCUCUGGGACUCUCUAUCCUCCGCAUACACCAACUACCAACUGAGCUCACUUCAGGACACGGACGAUGAUUUCGUGGAGUUGCUGCGUGGGCUCAACGAGAGGGCACCGGUUUUGGAGACUUGCUCCAGACACUUUGGCCAACUUGUGACUGCCUGGCAGAAGAUGGCGUGUGCGGAGGGGGAGGUGGGAGAGGUGGUGAAGGAGGAGGGAGAGUGGGAGGUGGGCAGGAACAACCUCUGUGCUCUCUCCCUCUCCUCCCUUGCCAACAUCCUCACUGAGCUACAGAAAUACAACCAUUCAACAUCUACUGACGCACUGAAUACCAUAGGCUUCACCUUUGACCUCUACCACCGAUACAACAAACAAGCAAAAGACAUGUUGUACAAGAGACUAGGAAAGGUACAGGCAUUAGUUGAAGCCUCCAAACAGCUGGAUAAAGCCAAGCCGGACCAGAAAGAAGAGAUGGAGCGAGUCAGAGCAGAGGCGAUGGUCAGCUACACUGGCAUCAACUCAACUGCCAAGACUGAGAUGGAGGAGAGGUUUGGUAGACUGGGAGUUGUGUCUCUGAGGAAGAGUCUUGUGGACUUCACUGAGAGCCAGCUAAUCCACAGCCGCUGCCUCCUGGCACAGCUCUCCUCCCUCCACAGCCAGCUCUGCAUCAUCACGUGGCCAACUGACCACACCCACUAAUUUAUGACCAGUGGUACGAUCUGUAAUGCCACUCUCACCACACAAAAACAAUGUUAACGUUUUUUUAAAACAUUGUGAUAAUAUUUUUAUGAUAAUUAUGACAAGUGAUAAAGUAAAACAUCCCAUUGUCCCAGCUGUCGGUUAUUACAUCAUGUGAUUGAAUUGCUUCUCCCAGCGGGUGAUCCCGUCGCCAUGGAGCUGUGAAUGGAAUGCAACUCUAAUAGCCUGAGUCUUGCGAGACACAAUACAAGAAACCUGAGGAAAGGAUGUACAGCAUUGUACUGGUGGACUAAGUUUCAUGUCAUUAUUGAUGACGUAAUCCCUAACUUGGCCUCCACAAAGUCUUUUCUAAUGAGAGUGUCCACGUCUU
Molecule: messenger RNA, 1840 nt
Organism: Geodia barretti
Lineage: Eukaryota; Metazoa; Porifera; Demospongiae; Tetractinellida; Geodiidae
Source: the annotation of a GenBank genome assembly